AUGUAUAACAACAACAGCAACAACAAUAGUCAAUCAACAAUGAAUACAGCACAACAACCACAACAACAACAAGUAUCGUCUGGGUCACCUACCAACAUGAUGGAUCCGAAUGCAAUGGCAACCUACUGGGCAAAUCUACACCAACAACAAAUGCAACAACAGAUGACCAUUCAGCAACAACAACAACAACAAACGCAGCAACAACAACAGAUGAACAUUCCACAACAACAACAACAAACGCAACAACAAAUACAACAACUACAAAUGAAUAAUACACAGCAACAACAAAUGGAUCCGAAUUACUUUUAUCAAUAUUACUAUAUGCAGAAUACACCUUAUUACCAAAAUUUUUAUAAUCAAUCGAAUAAUACAAAUGUCACGUUACCUACGACAACCACGACAACUACAACAACAGGACAACAACAACAACAACAACUACAACAACCAAUGUUUAACAAUAACUUUGAUAAUCAACAACAAAUUAUGCAACAAAUGAAUAGUCUACAUCUGCAGCAGCAGCAACAACAACAACAACAACAACAGCAACCACAACAACCACUAUCACAGCAACAACAACAACAACCACAACAACCAAUAAAAUUUUCAAUGGUACCGAAUAAAACGAAUACGAUCGUUCCUCCACCGGUAUUCAAACCCAAGUCGAAAAAGACCGAUAGCGUAGCAGUAGGUGGCACCAACUCGAGUUCGGCAACCCCAAAUACAGCGGUGGGAGUACAGCAGCUGAUGCUUCAGAAACUGCAAUACCAACAAUACCAACAGGUUUCACAGAGUCAAGCAGCACAGCAGAUACCCCCACAUCAACAACAAACAAUGACAAUGGCACAGAAAAUACAGCAAGCACAACAACAGGGUUAUCCGCAACAACAACAACAACAACAACAACCAUUCCAAUCGAUUACACAGCAACAAGGUUAUCAACAACAGGUAUAUCCACAACAAUAUCAAAUGCCACAACAACAACAACAACAACCACAACAAACUACUACGACUACAACAACAUCGACAUCAUCAACAGGUAAACCAACGAUACCAAAGAAACAAUUUUUAGAGAGUUUAAAUAGAUAUGUAAGUAAAUCACUGGAGAGAUGUCCGAAAGAAGAUUUAGACGAGAUUCAACAAAAGAUAAAACAAACGAUAAACGAUGCUAAGCAAAAACCUGAUUUCUAUUCAAUCGAUUGGGAUUCACAACCUAUCAUUAUUUUAGAUAAAUGGAAUGCAAAAGAAGAUAUCAUUCCACUUUCAUCAAAGAAUAAGCUUAAUAGUAAAUAA
Messenger RNA from Heterostelium album PN500, 1290 nucleotides. RefSeq names its product bromodomain-containing protein. NCBI's taxonomy places the organism in Eukaryota, Evosea, Eumycetozoa, Acytosteliales, Acytosteliaceae. The record is from RefSeq and is a predicted model, not a curated record. The transcript has 2 exons. Bases 1 to 1290 code for a protein of 429 amino acids.